AUGGCUCGGAUAUUAUUGAUUUACGCAGCCUUUUUCCUUUUCAUAACCUUAGUCCACCCUGUAAGCCCUCCACCGUUUUCUAAGACACUGGCUCCCACACCAUCUCCGUCCAUCAGCAGUAGAAUUGGGGGCGGAGGAGGAGGCGAGGGUGGUGGCGGUGGCAGCAGUGCCGGUCCGGGUAGUGCAGGGUCAGGGUUUGGUUCAGGGAGUGGGUAUGGCCGUGGAAGUGGUGGCGGUGGAGGAGGCGGAGGGGGAGGUGGUGGAGGUGGCAGCGGUGGUGGUAGUGGUUCUGGCUUCGGAGGUGGAACUGGCUUUGGAGGUGGUGGUGUUGGCGGUACUGGAGGAUUUGAUGGCUCUGGAGGUGUAGGCAUGCCUGGGAAAUUAGAUGGGAAGAGUUCCCCAGGCUACCAUUAA
Molecule: messenger RNA, 414 nt
Organism: Prunus dulcis (almond)
Lineage: Eukaryota; Viridiplantae; Streptophyta; Magnoliopsida; Rosales; Rosaceae
Product: putative glycine-rich cell wall structural protein 1
Exons: 1
Coding region: 1-414 (137 amino acids)
Source: RefSeq, a predicted model, not a curated record